Molecule: messenger RNA, 1198 nt
Organism: Phytomonas sp. Hart1
Lineage: Eukaryota; Euglenozoa; Kinetoplastea; Trypanosomatida; Trypanosomatidae
Source: the annotation of a GenBank genome assembly
CUGAUGUGAAAUUGUCCAAGGCCGUAGAAGAAGCGACACCAAUCAGAAACUGGGGGCAAAUGUUCUUAAAAGGUUUCACUGUUUUUGAGCCCAGAAGUACAGCAGCAGCACGCCGUGCUAUACCACACGCUAGAGGAGAUUCUAGGAAGGGAAAACAGCGUUUUAGCCUUGCGGAAAAUCUAUAUCGUGAUCGCAUUAGAGUUGAGCAAACCAAAGCACUGUCAUUUAAAGACAGACUCAGGAGUAUCAAGGCCCACCAUUGUUUGUUUUUUGUAGGAUUUAUGAUCUUUUGGUCUUGGCUUGGUAAUUAUUCAGUGCCUUACCUAAAAGGCACCACCCUCGGGAACAAACUUCAAUUUCAAAAGGCGAUGCAAGAUUGAAUAGCUAAUACUUUUAGUUACACAUGUUUGUUUGAAUGAAUAAACUAACAUAUUCUGGUGAAACUAUUAACAUGUUAUUUCAAUCCAAAAUACAUACAUAUGUAUCUUUCAUCAUAUUCAUAUUAUUUUCCUUUCAAAGAGUUUUGUAAAGGGACUUGAGCCCAGCACUUUUAACGUUAUUUUGAUACCAUUAGUAUUUCGUUGAGGGUUCUGCUUUGCUAUUUUGAUCCAUAUAUUUACUUAUGAAAGAUGAACAAAGUCUUUGAUUAUCAUUGCCAACACCAUUAUUCAAUAUUUUUACCACAUUUAUAUAAGGUGUCAUUUUUUCACUAUAACAUCGAAUGAAAAAUGCUUUGUAUGCUAGCUAACUUACCCCAUGAGCAUCGGUUACCACACGCUUAUAAUGGCUACAGCUAAAAUGAAUAGCUCGAUCAUCAGUUCCUCUUUUGAUGAUAUUGGACACUGCAGAUAUUGGUUGUGAAUAUUUUUCUCUUAUUUUUUGCAUCUAAGAAGUAUAAUAACUAUUUCCAUAUCUUGAUUGAUGUGUUUUUACUUCUGUCUCGAUUCCUAUUUAUAGCGUGCCGAACGAAUUCUAUUAGUACAACAACAGUCACGACACUCUAUGUGUUGACAGUGACAGCUGGUUCAUGAUAAGUGUGAACAACAGCAAAAGGAAUGAUGCCAAACUAUCCGAGAUAAUUUACAUUGUGAGAUUGAUUACAUGAACGGCGAAUUCUGUAGCAAGCAUUUUACUUAUCAUCAAUAUGAUAUCAAAGAAUUAUAUGUAAACUCAUUUUCAUGACUACCCUCUUUAAAAA